GCGGAAGAGUGGGCGGGGCAUUGCCGACUACGAUUCAACAUGGCGGCGACCACGACAAACGUUGAAGAAAUUCGGAAUAGAGUUAUUUUAGGGGAAUUUGGUGUGAAGAAUGUGCACACAACAGAUUUUCCUGGAAACUACCCCGGCUAUGAUGACACUUGGGAUAUGCAGAAAUUUCAAAAGAACUUCAGAAUUGACGUGGUGCAUCUAGAUGAGAGCAGUAUGGAGUUUGACAUGGUGGGGAUUGAUGCAGCCAUUGCCAAUGCCUUCAGAAGGAUCUUACUAGCAGAGGUGCCUACGAUGGCUAUAGAGAAGGUGUUUAUAUAUAACAACACAUCCAUCGUCCAGGAUGAAGUCCUAUCCCACAGAUUAGGCCUCAUCCCCAUCAAAGCUGACCCCCGCUUGUUUGAGUACAGGAACAUAGGUGAAGAUUCUCCAGAGGAGGAAGGUUCAGAAAUAGACACAAUUCAACUGCAGCUGAAAAUUAAAUGCAGCAGGAACCCUAGAGCCAGCAAAGACUCCUCUGAUCCACGGGAACUGUAUCUAAACCACAUGGUUUAUUCCAGGGACAUAAAGUGGGUCCCCAUUGGGAACCAGGCGGACGUGUUUGCAGACUCAAGCAUUGGACCAGUACAUGAUGACAUCCUGAUAGCUCAGUUACGACCAGGACAGGAGCUAGACAUAAUUAUGCACUGUGUCAAAGGAAUUGGUAAGGACCAUGCUAAGUUCUCUCCAGUGGCCACAGCCAGUUACCGCCUCCUUCCAGAGAUCACCCUGCUGGAGCCGGUGCAGGGAGAGAAGGCAGAGCGCCUAAAACGCUGCUUCUCACGAGGAGUUAUAGACCUGGAAGAUGUUAAUGGGAAAAAGGUUGCCAAAGUAGUCAACAGUCGCCUGGAUACAUGCAGCAGGGAAGUCCUCCGACAUGAUGACCUGAAGGAUGUGGUGAAGCUCGGAAGAGUGAGAGAUCAUUUCAUCUUUACUGUGGAGUCUACAGGCAUCCUGCAUCCAGAUGUCCUUGUCACAGAAGCCAUCAAAGUCCUCAUGGCCAAGUGUCAGAGAUUUGUCAAUGAACUGGACUCUACUGACAUGGAAUGAAAGAAUGACUGAGCGCACUCAGGCCUACCAUACAGGACCGGCUGUUGAAAUGUGCUACAGCCUAUCAGGGCUUGGGUUGUUGAUACAGUGGUUUCAGUGGAAUGGCUCUGUUGAAACUUGCUGUAUUUAUUAAAAUGAUUCAGAAUUUCCAAAAAGACAGAUUUAGUUAGGGUUGUAGACUUAAUGUAAGUAUGUGCAGUAUUUUUUGUAUACCACUCUGGGGAAGCAUGCCCCCAGUGAUUUUUCAAGGAGCUCAGUUUUCCUGAAAUAAACAUGCUGAACAAAUGAAACUCUUAGAAACAUCAUAUCAACAGGUUUUGAUAUGUUUGAUAUUUCAGUUCAAUUUCCUUAUGGAUUUUUUCUCAUGUGAUAGUCAUAUGUUCAUCUGAACCUGAUUAAUCAGUUUAUUUCAGUAUGAUCUCUCUAUCUGUUGCCAGCAUCUAUGUGAACACUUAAAUGCAUCAGUCCAAGACCAAGAUAUUCUGGCUUUCAACAGAGAGCAUGACAGAAAACCAUAAGCUAAUGGUGUGAUGUAGACUUUGCAAGCCCGAUUCUGAGUGUUAGGAGGGCAAGUUGAGGAUCACUGAGACUGCACUGGAGAGUUGAUGGUCUCAAGCCCAAACACAACACACCUUGUGCAAAGUAACCAUACUUAACUUUUUUCUGUCUUACUUUUUUAAUUGUCCCAAAAUGUUUCCUACAAAGCCCCUGAGCCAAUUCUUCACUGGUACUAGAUAUCAGCUGAGGUAGAAGCCAUUGUCAAGGAAAUCUGUUCAAAAUGUUCCAUCUACAAGUUGGCUACAUUGGGGGAGAUGUGUGAUCCCAUUGCUGUUGUCUUUGCUUGUAAAUAAUUCCCUUUUAACAAGUGAAAUGUGUUCAAAGCCAAUUUCAUUUCUAGUUAAACUAAGUAAUUGGUCCUUGAGUUAAGAUUAUCUUGUCAAACAACUAAUUCAUUCUAAUUCAUAAGGUCAAGAAUGAACUGCAAUGCUAAAAAAAAAAAAGUAAAGACCCCCCCCUCCCCAGACAUGUUUUAAAAAAUAUAAAGUAAUACUCUGUUUUUGAAGAAUAAUUUGUGUCUGGUAUGGUUUUUCCACAAGAAAAUCUGAAUCUGAAUAUGCAAACAUUGUUCAUUGCAAAAGCUCAGCUGCUGGAUGCAAGAUGUCUCCUAUUUUACCAUUCUCAGUGUAUGUACAUUAAAGGUUUCAAGUUUUCACAUCA
Messenger RNA from Thunnus maccoyii (southern bluefin tuna), 2313 nucleotides. RefSeq names its product RNA polymerase I and III subunit C (gene polr1c). Gene Ontology annotation, molecular function: DNA binding; protein dimerization activity. The transcript is spliced from 9 exons. NCBI's taxonomy places the organism in Eukaryota, Metazoa, Chordata, Actinopteri, Scombriformes, Scombridae. Gene Ontology annotation, cellular component: RNA polymerase I complex; RNA polymerase III complex. Gene Ontology annotation, biological process: DNA-templated transcription. The record is from RefSeq and is a predicted model, not a curated record. The coding region runs from base 40 to 1095 and encodes 351 amino acids.